Molecule: messenger RNA, 835 nt
Organism: Cajanus cajan (pigeon pea)
Lineage: Eukaryota; Viridiplantae; Streptophyta; Magnoliopsida; Fabales; Fabaceae
Cellular component (GO): nucleus
Molecular function (GO): RNA binding
Source: RefSeq, a predicted model, not a curated record
ACGCAAGAGAAGGAAAAUUGGAUUUUUCGAGGAACAUUUGGUUGUUAGGGUUUUGAUACUUUUGUUUUGUACGAGUUGCCUCAGAGUCACUCAGCAUUCAGCAAUGGAAGCAAUCACCGAGGGAGUGAAUAACAUCAACGUCUCCGAUUCUUAUAAGAAAAACCGCAUUCAGGUUUCCAACACCAAAAAGCCCCUUUUUUUCUACGUUAAUCUCGCCAAGAGGUAUAUGCAACAGCAUAAUGAGGUUGAGCUCUCAGCACUAGGAAUGGCUAUUGCUACAGUUGUUACUGUAGCUGAAAUCUUGAAAAACAAUGGGCUUGCUGUUGAAAAGAAAAUCAUGACAUCAACAGUUGACAUCAAAGAUGAUUCUAGAGGAAGACCUGUCCAAAAGGCUAAGAUUGAAAUAUUACUGGGGAAGACUGCAAACUUUGAUGAGUUGAUGGCUGCCGCCGCUGCGGAAGAUGGUGAAAAUGGAGAUGUUGAAGAGCAUGCCGCAUAAAGUUCAUCGAAGUUACACCUGUCUCGAGUGAAGAUGUGUACUCUUUAAUGAACACCUGUCUCGAGUGAAGAUGUGUACUCUUUAAUGAACCGCGCUUGUGUUGUUCGUAGGUAGCAGACAAGCAUAUAAUUCGUUAUAUAGACUGACCUGCAGUGUUGAAUUAUGCGAUUCCUUCAUUUCUUUUCCCUAUAAAUAGAGGCUUUUUAUGUCUUGGCUGUUGCUGGGUUCAGUUAGUCAUUUUUCGAUGGAUAGGAAACAUUGGCACAUUUAACUACUUCAGUUUGAACCAUAACAAACAAUAUCCAGAGUUUCAAUAUUUACUGAUCGCUAACACUU